This is a messenger RNA of Eremomyces bilateralis CBS 781.70, 1752 nucleotides long. RefSeq lists its product as uncharacterized. The transcript is spliced from 3 exons. The record is from RefSeq and is a predicted model, not a curated record. NCBI's taxonomy places the organism in Eukaryota, Fungi, Ascomycota, Dothideomycetes, Eremomycetales, Eremomycetaceae. Bases 1 to 1752 code for a protein of 583 amino acids.
AUGGCGGACAAUCAAUUCAUCCUCUCUCUGAUGCCAAGGCACUAUGGCCGACGCGAGGACACUUCAAAGCUCCCUGGUCUUCGCGGACUGGCGUCACAGGCAAACCUUCCAGUGUCCCUCCGUACUCCCGAACCUGACUUCCGAUGCGACAUCUAUACGAAAUGGACGAUGCCUUUCCAGAGGCUCCUUAUACAAAAGGGUGGUGAGAAGAUCGUCACGAAAAUCCUAGGUUAUGCGAUAGAUACCGUGGAUGUUGCUGUUCUCAACCCAUCACGGUUCAUGGAACGAUUCCCAGUUGGAAUCAGGGAAGAUGGCCAGAUGUUCGGCUUUGGCUCAUUCGUCACUCCUGCUCUUUACCCUCAAGGGAGGUGUAGCGCAUUCCGAACCCCUGAAUGGCUGGUGAACGCCAUUGGCGUCCUGCGACUUGAGAUCAAGUUGAGCGUUGUCUGCAAGAAGUGGAGGGAGCUUAUUCUCACUGAAGUGGACCUCCAUCAGAGUCCAACUUCUGUUGUACGCAUCUCGUCGGAGCUUCUCCACAGCUGCACCAUCCCAAACAGGGCGAUCUAUGCCAAUCCUCUCUUCCCAGAUAAACCCUACACGAGCAUCCAGAUCAUGUGCUCACUUGAGGACGGCGGAUGCAAUACUUGCGCUGGUGACUUUCACGCCAAGAUGGAUCUCUCACAGUUCGACUGCGUCGACUUUCGCUUUGCGCCAGAUGGCAACACUGCGUUCAGUGUUAAUCCUGCCUGUUUCCUGCAGGAUGACCACUUCGACACGGCCUAUCGCACGAUCAAAUUCACACUUCCGAAGUGCAUUACCCACGACGAGGGAGCGGCUUUCAAAAUCGUCGGCAAGACAUCUGGCUAUUUCACCAAUCAGCCCACGACUCUUGUCUUCGACCUCAACUCGUGGAUCCCAAAGAAAGCGGAUCUGAUGCCUCCAGCGCUUGCUCGAGCAGUCAAAGCAUUUUCGAAGAAUGAUCUAAAGCAGGUUAAGAGCGUGGUCAUCAAAUUCCCUGCAAAGAGGUCAGCCCGCCAGCAGUUCAUCUAUAACAUGCAAAGGUAUCAGAGGGAUGGUCCGACCGCCAAACGACGCGACUGGCGAAUGCGAUAUCUGACCCUGAUCAAUGUCACCACGAUUCUCUGGGAGUACGUCCGCCAUCUCGGCAAUAUCUCACCGCGCUUGGUCCAGAAUUGCACGGUAGUUCCUCUUCCCCCCAGCCCUCACAAGACGCUAGACGAGAUGGACCAGAUGGAACUUUCUAUCUUCCGCACGGCGAAACAGAACAGACAUGAUCAAAUCAAAGAUGCUAGACUCCAUUGGGAGACCUUGUUCAACCUUCAAAUACCUGAUGAUGAGAACGAAGAUGCUCCCUGUACACUGGAGCUAAUGCUCGCCGAACUCGAAGAAUGGCGGACCGAGAACCCCAACUCAGAGGACUGCGAACAUAUCUUUAGCAAGUUCCUGAGUAGCAGCGUUCGCGAAUCCUACUCUCCUUGCUCUGAUUCCGAUGGGGAUAAGAAAGGGCUAGGCAGCAAGCUCUGCCAGAAGUAUGAGCUUGGACCCAAUGGGCAGUUGCAGGAACUGCGCCUCGUCUAUGGCGAUAUCACUCUGAUGAGUCGAACCGAGAAGACGGAGUAUGAUUUCCUCAAGGGAUGGCAGGGAGAGCCUGGCUAUCCUGGAAAGGUCACUCUUACUGACCAGCUUGGAAUGAUUGGCAACGAAUACUGCCAUUUAGACAUGCUCGAUUGA